Lytechinus pictus (painted urchin) is the source of this 2989-nucleotide messenger RNA. Its product is annotated as transmembrane protein 223-like. Gene Ontology annotation, cellular component: mitochondrion. NCBI's taxonomy places the organism in Eukaryota, Metazoa, Echinodermata, Echinoidea, Temnopleuroida, Toxopneustidae. Gene Ontology annotation, biological process: nervous system development. The transcript has 3 exons. The coding region runs from base 163 to 996 and encodes 277 amino acids. The record is from RefSeq and is a predicted model, not a curated record.
AACUUUGUGUUCUAGCAUUGAACUCGACGCAUCCGUGCAUUGUCGUCGGAUUGAACAAGUGUCUAAUUCGAAUUUUCUACAGAUUCUGAAUGCAGCUCGCCCAGAUCAUCAGGUGACUAAUCGAUUCCCAUGCAUAUUAAGACUGAGUGAGAGUCCGAGACGAUGUUUUCCGCAGCGCUUUUAACAAGACAACUUAACACACCAGCAGCAAAGGCCUGGACCUGCCAAAUAUGGAAGCACAGAUUAACAUGGUCACACAAGAAUUUCUUCCACACCAAAACCAUCAAAGUGCCCUUAGAGAGUAUCCCAAACUUCUGGUGUGGCAGGCUAGCUCUAAGGAGUCACAGAUGUCAAGGAAUUAAAGAUGGUGUCCAUAGGAAUAUAUCGUUUCUUCCAUGCUUGAGGACAUUCAGUCAGUACUCCAAGACGGAGGUUAUGAGGGACGUGCUGCUCUACAAAAGUGACAAGACCACUUUCUUUCGGAUCCUAGGAGUGUUUGCAUGUGCGCAGGUGUUCUUCUGGGGUUACCUGACUCACACAGCCUUCCUGACCAUGAAGGACACUGAUACAUACAUGAAGGUCAAGUACGGAGAGGAAGGUCCACCGACGGAAGUGAAGAACUGGAAGUCCUGGUCGGGAAUAAGGGUGCAACUAAGCUCGGGAUUAUGGCGGUACACUAUCACAGCACUCAGCAUGUGUGCAGGUUCCAUCAUUUUCAUAGCAUCCUUGGUAUAUUCUCGGAGAUCAAUAUACCGCAUUGUCCUCAGGAAGGGUGGUGAGAGUGCCACAAUCCAGACCUACGGUCUCUUUGGCUUACCGUGGAGAUUCACUACAUCAAUCAACAACAUCUCCUGUGAACAUUCUAGAGAUGGGAUCCGUACCCAACUGCCCAUCAAGGUCAAGGGUCACCGACUUUUCUACAUCUUGGACAAGGAAGGAAAGUUUUACAAUGCAAGGUUGUUUGAUUAUAGUGUAGGUAUGCACAGGAUGUUCUGAAGUGAGGACCAAGGUUUGGAUGAACUGAACAGCCUUGGGGUUAUCUAUCAAAGGUCAAUGGCUAUUCUACAUCCUGGACAAGGAAGGAAAAUUUGACAAUGCAAGGUUGUUUGAUUACAGUAUAGGUAUACACAGGAUGUUCUGAAGUGAUGAUCAAGGUUUGGAUGAACUGAACAGCCUCGGGGUUGUCUAUCAAAGUCAAAGGUCACUGGCUUUUCUACAUCCUAGACAGAGAAGGAAAGUUUUACAAUGGGAGGUUGUUUGAUUACAGUGUAGGCAAGCAAGGAUGUUCUGAAGUGAUUGCCACCUAGCCUAAGGCUUGUAGGAUUGUGUGACAGUAGAUUCCUAGAUCUUGAAUGAACUGAAUAGUCAGCAUUCAACAUCCAAGAUUUGCAUAGGCUGUUCUAAUCCAUGAAGCCAUAGACUGGAAUGCCACAAGACAUUAUUAUAGGAAGGGACAGAGAAUUCGUAAGUGAUAUUUAUGAUUUGACUUGAUGCAAUUAUGUGUCAGUUUACCUAACAGGAAAGGAAAAUCAAGAAUUUUUCCUAGGGUAACAAAAUAUUUGGCUGUUUAUUGGAAUAAAGUGGUGAUGUGUAUCAUGAGGACUUUUAUAUCAUUAAUUCUACCUGAUGAAAUUAUCACAUUUUGAAAAGAUCCCCAUAACCUUUGAUGUACUUUGUACAGUUUCACAAAGUAAAUAGUGAUUUUUCACAGACUUAUUUUGCUUUGAGCCAAUCAAAUGCAAGAAUUUCAGUAGUUUAUUACAGUUGUCAGAUAAAAAAGACCAGCAAUAUUUUUCAUGUAAUGCUCCCCUGGUUUUUAUUUUACCAGUAUGCAUAAUUGUAGAUCUAAUGGAUCAAAUUUCAUAUUUCAUACUUUGAAUGGUUUUAAUAUGUAUCCUAUUUAAUAAAAUAAAUCAAGCAAAAUGAUAGUGAUCGCCACCAUUGAAAUUAUCCAAAUUUAAUCAUACACCACCUUUUGGACCAGAUAAUGUAGAUAGUUUCUUUGUGCAUCUUUUGGUACUCGAAUUAUGGGAAUUGAUCCGGAGUUAUGACGGCGUGGCCCAUUUUGAACUUCCACUUUGUCUAGAAAAAGAAAGAUAUAACAUUUUCAUAAGUUGGUCCACACAAAUAGCCAAUACAAAUUUUUCAUGAAUUUAUAUAAAGUCCUGCUUAUUUCAUCUCCUAAGCAAUUUGAAUUUCAUUUCUCUUAAAUGAAUCAUAUAGUAGAAUACAUGUACAUUCAUAGAACACUGAAGGAAAAAAAAGUACAUUAAAAGAAAAAAGCACCUGUUUGUUUAAUUUAAAGUUUUCCACAUGAUUUGUGAAAAAUAAUCAGCAUCAAUUUGCCCUUAUUAUUGUUUGUUUGGCAUCACCUGUGUUGUGAGGCGAAGAGCAAACUGAAUAACUAUGACCUGCAGGUCUCUCCUGAUAUAACUGAUUGGGGGGAGUGCAGGUAGACCACUACACCGGGGUUUCCCCCUACUCUUAUACAAAUAGUGCAGUGGGUUCUGAAAGUACAAUGGUGUGACUAUCCUCUACACAGGGCCUCCAUUAACAUCCUAUCCGAGGGACGGGCUUCAACCCACAACCUUUGGUUAGACAGGCAGAUACUUUACAGACUGAGCCCCUUAUUUGGGGAAAUUCAACAAACUGGAAAAAUAUGCAUCUUGUUUGUAUAAUUUCUGAUAAUGAAUUAAAUUUACAGAUCUAUACAUUUCUUGUGGAUAAUAGAUUACUGUGUAUCAACAUUCUUUACACUCAUUUUUUUAUUAUUUGAAAAAAAAUGGGGGGGAAAAUUCUGUUAUAAACUGAUACUGUCCCUGCUGUGUAAUAUGAAUGCUGCCAUCUGUGUUCAAAUUCAGCCAAUGUGAAAUGGGCAUCGAGUCUGGAUAAUCUUGUAUCACAACAUUGUCUUUUUGAUCAUGCACAUUUUAAGUAUGCAAGAACAAAUCAUAUGAUUGACAAUUGUUAUGGUUUAAAUAUUAUAAAA